AUGGCCACACACACCCAAGUCGUUCUUCUCGAAAUCCAAGAACACUUGCUUCAAAAGGUGCAAUCUCUGAUCCAAUCCCAAGGUGACAAAGCAAGCUACCUGGUCUGCGAUAUCACGAACGAGCGACAAAUUCGUGAAAGUGUGGGCUCCAUCAUUCGUCAAUUCGAAAAGAUAGACAUCCUUGCCAAAAUUACUAGAAUCUAUCCAUUCGAUCUUCUUAACGACAUGACGACCGAAUUCUAUCGCCGCCUUUUAUCUCACUCGUGCCGUCCUUCCUCAUAUGCGGAGAUCUGGAUGUGGACGUAUCAUCCAUAUAUCGUCCUCACGGUCCAAGAGCCAGAACCAGGUCUCGCUGUAUAUUCUUCAUCAAAGGCGGCUAUUAUAGGCUUGGUGCGCGGUACUUCCAUUGAAGCAGGGCCGGUGUGA
This is a messenger RNA of Penicillium hordei, 426 nucleotides long. RefSeq lists its product as uncharacterized. Gene Ontology annotation, molecular function: oxidoreductase activity. The record is from RefSeq and is a predicted model, not a curated record. The coding region runs from base 1 to 426 and encodes 141 amino acids. The transcript is spliced from 2 exons. Lineage: Eukaryota; Fungi; Ascomycota; Eurotiomycetes; Eurotiales; Aspergillaceae.